UCAUAAAAUGAUAUCGACAACCUUAAUUAAAUUUUGUGAAUAAAUAAACUAAAUUUCGAUAUAUAAUACGAAUAUUUAAAAUAAAUUAAAUAUUCCGACACAACUGCAAACUGAAACCGGAAGUUUAUAUUGCCUGAGCAACAGCAACCAUUUUGGUCAAGCUGCAUCAUUUGAAACGUAAACAACAUUAAUUAAGUAAUUCAAAUUCUUCACCAUGAGCCGGCUUUACGACACAGUGGAGCCAUCAGUUAUUGACGAGGACAUGCUUCAAAAAGCUGUUGAAGAACAGGGACCAAAGGAUGAAGCAGGAAAGAUUGCUAAAGCUGAAGGAAUCGACUUUGCAGAUGUUACCUCCUUAAGAUUAGAAUUUCUAAAUAUCCUGGAGAUUGACAAUAUGUGGAGUUUUGAGAAUCUCACCAAACUUCAGCUGGAUAACAACAUCAUAGAGAAAAUCAAGGGUCUGGAUGAACUGGUCAAUCUUGUGUGGUUAGAUCUCUCCUUUAACAACAUAGAAAUGAUUGAAGGACUGGAUAAGCUUACCAAACUUCAAGACUUGACCCUCUACAAUAACCGCAUCUCACGCAUUGAGAACAUGGAUGCCUUGACGGGGCUUCAUGUUCUCUCUCUGGGAAAUAACAACCUAGUAGAACUUGAAAAUGUGCUGUAUCUGAGGAGGUUCAAGGAACUGCGAACAUUGAAUUUGAUGGGGAAUCCAUUCUGUGAGCGACAGGACUACAAGAACUACGUGAUUGCCUACAUCUCGUCCAUCAACUUCCUUGACUAUAGGCUCAUAGAUGAGCAAUCCCGUACUGCAGCCAUUGAGCCGUACCACCUGAACAUAGAGGAGACAAUGCACAACGAGCGCCAGGCAGAGCUGGCCAAAGAGAGUGAGGGGAAGAGGGCGGUGGAGGAAGCCACACACAGGGAAGCCUAUGUGGAUGGCCUGGAUGGUCCUGAGCUGUUUGAAGGCAUGUAUGCUGAUGACACAGAGGGCAAGAAGCUCAAAGAGAUGCCAGGAGUGGAUGACCUCAUGGCAACAUUUAGGGAGAAGUUUGUUGGAAUCUGCAAGCAGAUAUUUGACUAUGGCCUCCAAGAGAACAACAAACGGCAGGAAGAAGUGAACCAGUUUUGGGAGUGUGCCAUGGAAGCGAAAACUGAAAACAAGGAUACUGGCAUCGCCCACAUUGAAAACUUCAUGAAGAUGAAGAAGAAGAUGUUUGCUGAGCUCAACCAUGUCUCUGACAACAGUCUGCUGGAGCAAAGGGUGAAGGAAUAUAACAAGGAGGUCACGGAACUCUGGGACAAACUGAUGGCUCUUGAGCUGCAACUCGUAGACCAGUUUGAGGAAAUCAUCAAAGAAUUUGAGCGCAACCUGCAAGACAUGGGUUCAACCGUCAUUGAGAAUGUACAAGGAUACCUGUCUCAGUGCCGUGACCUUGAAAACGCCCACCACGAACGCAUGCUGGAGAUUGCAAUCAUCACCCUGGAGAAAGUCGUCAAAAAUGAACUGGACGAUGAAAUUUCAGAUGAUCUUCGGAAUCUGUUUGUAGACAAAGACACAAUAAUAAAUGCAGUGACUUCAUCCCACGAUGUUCACCUGCUAAAAAUAGAUAACAAAGAGGAUGAUAUUGUCACCAGAAUCAACAACUGGAUGAAAACCACGAUAGAAAAGAUCCAUUACGAACAAGAAGUAAAACGAAACAGAGACCGUGUAGCAGAAAUAAACAAUUUAAUUGAUCACUUGAGAGACGAGAUUGAAAACUUAGAUGCGUUACAAGGGGCUGGAUAUUAAGACAUGAUGAAAAUUGUGGUUUACUUAAAGUGAGCAAGUUGUUUCAAGCGCAUUUUCUGGACUGAAAUGUAUGUAUGGAUAUUGAAGGUUACAAUUGUUUGGCAUAUUGAUGACCUCAAAACAGUUCAUCUUACUAUUGCCGUUGUCUAGAACAAUGGUGAUCAUUAUCUUACUGCUCCGAUUUCCCUCUGGCUGUGCAUUAAAAUUCUAAAUUUCAGUGCAAAGGAUUAUUAACAAAAUCGUCACAAGCUACUGCCAAAUAAUUUGUUACAGUUUGUUGCUUAUUUGAUAUGAAAUAAAACUUUGUUGUAAAUUAAGUACCCAUUCUUGGAUUUUUCACCAGAAUGUACAAGUAUUGAAUGACAGAUGAAUUGUAUGUGUAAUUUCUGGUACUAAGUUUACAUAUUUAUAUAUAUUCAUCAAGUAUUGUAUGACUUGUACAGAAUGUUUUCUACCUGUGAUACUGUUAAAGUAAAUAAAUGGUACAAAAUGA
Dreissena polymorpha is the source of this 2285-nucleotide messenger RNA. RefSeq names its product dynein regulatory complex subunit 3-like. The transcript is spliced from 11 exons. Bases 215 to 1792 code for a protein of 525 amino acids. Gene Ontology annotation, molecular function: protein binding. Lineage: Eukaryota; Metazoa; Mollusca; Bivalvia; Myida; Dreissenidae. The record is from RefSeq and is a predicted model, not a curated record.